Molecule: messenger RNA, 3194 nt
Organism: Cokeromyces recurvatus
Lineage: Eukaryota; Fungi; Mucoromycota; Mucoromycetes; Mucorales; Mucoraceae
Product: Glutamate/Leucine/Phenylalanine/Valine dehydrogenase-domain-containing protein
Exons: 5
Coding region: 85-3141 (1018 amino acids)
Cellular component (GO): mitochondrion
Molecular function (GO): L-glutamate dehydrogenase (NAD+) activity
Source: RefSeq, a predicted model, not a curated record
UUUUUUUUAUAAAUAAAUAUAAAUACGUAUAUAAACUACUUUUUAUUUUAUUCUAUUUUAUUAUUUUAAAUCGUUAUAAAAGUUAUGACGGGUACUUUUCUUUCUCCUAUUUCACCUGAAGAAUCUUUUACAAAGUUACAUACAGUGACUGACUUUGGUUACAAUGCAAAUGUAUUUUCUGGUAAAGAAGAACAAAUGAUUCAAGUAGCUGAAUAUCUUGAAAAUUCUGGAUUUUUACCCAAAAAUUUUGUCAAGAGCGAAGUAAAUUGGUUUUAUGAACAUCUUGGUAUAGAUGAUUUUUAUUUUGCCCUAGAAUCUGUUGAAACAAUUGCUAAUCAUAUUAUGGCUCUUUAUGGCGCAAAAAUUUUAGCCUUUACAAAGAAUGAAAACGUUUUUGAUAUCGAUCUGGUAAAAGAAUCAGAUGAUUCUUCUGUCUAUAUUCAUUCUUCUCCUCCUGGCGUCUCCAUCGUAAAUGGGAAUCAAUGCGAAAAACUAAUUGAUGAAAAGUACUUGGAUACUUCGGAUACAGAUGCAUAUCGUGUUGAGUCUUAUCGAUCUCAAUCGAGUCGAACAGAAACGGUAUCUCAUCUUCGAUCGUAUUUUGUCACUAAAUGCCAAUUCAACAGUCCUCAUCCUACACAGGAGCAAGCAAAGGAUAUUUAUGAAGUAGCUGAUCAGAAUUUUUUAAAAAAGGCUACGGAACAUACCCGUAACGUCUAUGAACAUGUUAUGCGUCAUGUCCUUCAAAGAACUGGACCUGUGAUUAAAAUGUAUGAUGUUGAAGGGACUCGUGAGCAUCGAUUAAUUAUUGGUUAUCGUCAGAGAAGUACUCUGGGAUUCUUUUCUGCAAUGUCAGACCUUUAUCAUUAUUAUGAUCUUUAUUCUAGCCGCAAAUAUGUUGAACAAUUUUCAAAUGGUGUUACAAUUAUGGGAUUGUACUUGAAUCCUUUACCUAAUACAAAAUCAAUUCCUAUUGAGGUUUCUAUCUACCAGGUGAUGAAGGAAACUUCACUUUUAUAUUGUUUACCUAGAAAUCCUCUUCAACAGUUUUUCAUGACAAAUAAACUUUCUGUACAAGAAACAGCCUAUGGUUAUGUCUGUUGGAUCUUUUCACAACAUUUCCUUAAUCGUCUUGGUAAAGAAUACCUCAGUUUAACAGAGACCUUAGAUAUCACAAAUCCAUUACAUGAAGAGGUACUGGCAAAGAUUAAAAAACGUCUAAGACAAGAGACAUUCACUCGUGAAUAUAUCCUUGAUAUCAUUAAACAGUUCCCCGAUCUGAUUCGAUUGCUUUAUACUCAUUUUGCUAAAAUUCAUUACGUCAAUCAACUUGAAGCUACACUCAAGCCAACUCUAUCCUAUCAGCGCUUGAAGAGAAUGGAAGACCUGAGUGAAGAUGAAUUGUUAAAGAAAAUUAAACAAAUGACCUCAAAUCAUCAUGAACGACUCGUCUUUGAGGCCUUUCUCACAUUUAAUAAACAUGUCCUGAAGACUAACUUUUAUCAAUCUACUAAAGUCGCUCUCUCCUUCCGUAUAGAUCCUAGCUUUUUACCUCAAAUUGAAUAUCCUAACUCGCUUUAUGGCAUGUUUCUCGUCGUCGGUUCAGAGUUUCGUGGCUUUCAUUUACGAUUCCAAGAUGUCGCUCGUGGUGGGAUUCGGAUCAUCCAUUCUCGUAACCGCGAGGCUUAUUCGAUUAAUUUACGUACCUUAUUUGAUGAAAAUUAUGCAUUAGCAGCUACACAGGAAAGAAAGAAUAAGGAUAUCCCUGAGGGGGGAUCAAAGGGUACCAUCUUGCUCGAUAUAAAUCAGCAAGAUAAAGCUCUAGCCGCAUUUGAAAAAUAUGUGGAUUCUAUAUUAGAUCUAUUGAUCACGGGUCGUACCUUGGGAAUUAAGGAACCAUUAGUAGAUUUGAUGAAUAAACCUGAAAUUUUAUUUUUCGGUCCUGAUGAAGGAACAGCUGAAUUUAUGGAUUGGGCUUCGAAUCAUGCUCGACGUCGUAAUGCAAGUUUUUGGAAAGCAUUUACAACUGGUAAAAGUACUUCUCUUGGUGGUAUUCCUCAUGAUAGAUAUGGUAUGACUACUCGCUCUGUACAUCAAUACGUAUUAGGGAUUUACCGUGAGUUUGGGUUGAAUGAAGAAGAAUGCACUAAACUCCAAACGGGUGGACCCGAUGGUGAUUUAGGCUCAAAUGAAAUAAAGAUUUCAAAGGAUAAAACGAUUGCUAUAGUAGAUGGAUCAGGUGUUUUAUAUGAUAUCGCAGGUAUUGAUCGUAUAGAAUUAAAUAGAUUAGCUACUGCACGUGUUAUGAUCAACCAAUUCAAUGUAACCAAGCUUUCAUCCCAAGGGUUUCGGGUUCUUGUUGAUGAUGAGAAUAUAAGAUUACCUAAUGGUGAAAUGGUUGAAAAUGGAUUUCAAUUUCGCAACGUAUUUCAUACACAUCCAUUAGCACAAGCUACUGUCUUUGUUCCGUGUGGUGGUCGCCCUGAAUCGGUUGGAUUAGAUAAUGUACAUACACUUCUUGAAGGAGAAAAUGGUCCUCUUUUCAAGUAUAUCGUUGAAGGUGCAAAUCUCUUCUUUACACAAGAAGCUCGUCUUCGUCUUGAAAAAGCGGGAGUUGUGAUGUUUAAGGACGCUUCAGCCAACAAAGGCGGUGUUACUUCCUCCUCACUUGAAGUACUAGCAGCCCUUGCCUUUAACGAUGCUGAAUUUGAAGAACAUAUGUGCGUUAAAGAGGGGAAAGCAGCACCCGUGUUUUAUGAUGCCUAUGUUAAAGAAGUUCAAGAUAUUAUUGAACGCAAUGCAAGACUUGAAUUUGAAGCACUCUGGAGGGAACAGAAAAAGACUGGUACAGCCAUCUCUAUUCUUUCGGAUGAAUUAUCAAAUGCGAUUGUGCAACUCAAUGAGCAACUUCAAAAUACCAGUCUUUGGGAUAAUCAGCAUCUCCGUAACGCAGUUUUAAAGCAAGCUUUCCCUAAAUUAUUAUUAGAGAAGCUAGGAAUGGAAACUUUGUUAGACCGUGUACCUGAGAAUUAUGUCAAGGCUAUCUUUGGUGCUACAUUGGCUUCUCAAUUUGUUUAUAAAUACGGUCCACAUCCUGAUAAUUUUGCUUUCUUUGAAUUUAUGCGUGAAAACUAUGAGUAACUUAUAUUUUAUUUUUAUUUUAUUUUUAUUUUAUUUUAUUAUUGAGGAAAACU